AUGGUUCCCUUUUCUUCAAAUUCUGCCACAGAAGAUAGAGCGGCUAGUGCUCGAAACAGGCCUCCACGUGUCACCCCUCCCUCCUUUCUGGUUCGGGUAGCCAUGAGAAUAUCCAGAGCAAGAUGGUUUACCUUUUUGAGAAGAGUUUUUCAUUACCAAAAUGGAUCAAGGUCCAAUCUUGGUUCCAACCCUUUCAAUUCUAGCACUUGGAUGAUGCUGGAGUUUAUUGCCUUGAUUGUCCAAAUAACCAUUACAACAUUCACCUUGGCUAUUGCCAAGAGGGAGAGACCUAUUUGGCCUAUGAGGAUAUGGAUUUCUGGUUAUGAUAUUGGUGUUGUUCUUAAUCUGCUGCUACUUUAUGGGCGCUACCGUCAAAUUUAUCUCACACGAGGAGAUGCUCUCGACCUUUCUGAUAUAGAACAGCAGACCAACCAUGAAGAAACCAGGAUGUCACACUUGAUGAAUAAAUGCCGGACUUCGCUUGAACUUUUCUUCGCCAUAUGGUUUGUGAUGGGAAAUGUUUGGGUUUUUGACUCACGUUUUGGAUCUUUUCAUCAAGCUCCAAAACUCCAUGUGCUCUGCAUCACUCUUCUUGCUUGGAAUGCAAUGUGCUACUCCUUCCCUUUUCUACUGUUUGUGUUGCUAUGCUGCUGUGUGCCACUGAUUAGCACCCUCCUUGGCUACAACAUGAACAUAGCCUCUUUUGAUAAAGGUGCUUCUGAUGAUCAAAUUUCGCAACUUCCAAGUUGGAGACAUAAACAAGACCGUGCCAAGUUAGAGAUUGGAAAUGACUCUGAAGGGAGUGAAAAACUGAUCGAUGAAGACCAAGAAUGCUGUAUCUGCUUAGCCAAGUACAAAGACAAAGAAGAAGUUAGACAAUUGCCCUGUUCCCAUAUGUUCCAUCUGAAAUGUGUGGAUCAAUGGCUAAAAAUUACAUCCUGUUGUCCUCUUUGCAAACAAGGAUUAGAGAGGGUGGAUAGGGAAGAGAUGGAGGGAAAUAUGGAGAAAAAGGGCAGUUUCAUCAAAGUAAUGCAGUUGGAUGGUACACAAAUAGAAAUCCCAGCUUUGAAUAUGGAUGUUAUAAAGAACCAGUCAAAUAAGGUUGCGUCAGAACCAGUAACAAGUGAAGCUAUGUUGAAGAAAUCUUCUAGUGAGAGGAAGAAUUGCCUGUGCUCACCCACCACGCAUGUUGGAUCCUUCAGGUGUCGCCACCAUCGUUCUGGAAUGGGCCGUCCAAGCUCUAUUGGCUCCAAUCUCGCUGCAUUGGACUCUAAAUCCUCACCCUAA
This is a messenger RNA of Sphenostylis stenocarpa, 1287 nucleotides long. The record is from the annotation of a GenBank genome assembly. Lineage: Eukaryota; Viridiplantae; Streptophyta; Magnoliopsida; Fabales; Fabaceae.